AUCCACCCUUUAGUAUUCUCAUCAACAGAACAUGGCUACUUUCGGUGCGAUAGUGCUGAUUCUAGUGAGUUCAAGUUUGCAUUCCACUUCCAGCCUACAGUUGGGCCCUUUCACCAUACCGACCAUCGCUAAUGGUGGUGCUUUGGGAUUCUCCAGCAGUCUGCUCAGCGCAUCACUCGAUCCUCAAUCGAGACGCGUUGCCUUCGCAGCGCAAGCUCCACCCUUCGGCACCGGCAGUGCUACUUCCCCAUCGCUAACGAGCUUAAUAGAAACGUUUACCAAUCCUUUCGCCAGUUUCCUGCCCAGCCAGGCAAAUACGCCAUCCUUGACGUCGUUGCUAGCGCCAUCGAAUGUACAGAUUCCGGGAGUGUCGGCGUUUACCGAUACACUCCGAUCGUUUGGCAACACUCUUCCGGACGGCAUUGGUCGCAUUCAAAAUGCCGCCAGCUCCUUCCAAAGUCUUGCUACAAAUGCCUCGCGAGCUGUGUUUGAUCCUGCUGCGAUUCUUAACCAAUUUGCGCAGUUAAUUCCAAGCACCGAACAGCGAAGUGCCGCGCGUGCUCCCAACGAUGUAAAUACAUUGAACCCUGUACAGAGUGGUCUCAACUCCUUCCAAAGUCUUGCAACAAAUGCCUCGCGAGCUGUGUUUGAUCCUGCUGCGAUUCUUAAUCAAUUUGCACAGUUCAUUCCAUCCACCGAACAGCGGAGUGCUACACGUGUUCCGAACAUUUUAAGUGCGUUUAGCCCAGCGCAGAGUGGCCUCAACCUAGGAUCGAAUUUUGAAGUGAACUACUCCUCCGAUAAUGCUGCCCCCGUCGACAUCAUCCCGGAAGCCACAUCUAAGUUGUCCAGCAUCCCAUCCUCUGGCACUCCGGUAAAUCGAAACGAUCCUCACUACUAUCCCGGACGGCAGGUGAUGGUACAUCUGUUCGAGUGGACGUUCGACGACAUUGCGGUAGAAUGUGAGGAGUUCCUCGGACCUGCCGGAUACGGUGGCGUACAAGUGUCGCCGGUGAACGAGUACGUCAUUGCACUGAACCGUCCCUGGUGGGAAAGAUAUCAGCCCAUCUCGUACGCGAUCAAGUCCCGCUCGGGAACCGAGCAACAGUUUGCCGCUAUGGUACGCCGUUGCCAGCGGGCAGGUGUUCGUGUGUACGUGGACCUCGGUCAGCAUAUGGCAGCUCCGGGUGGUAGUGUCCCACUGUACGGUACUGCUGGAUCACCGAGUGAUCCGGCGAACAGACAAUACCCCGCCGUACCGUACAAUCGAACCCACUUCCAUACGGCUUGUAUCAUUCGGGACUAUCGCAAUGCCACGGAGGUGCGGGACUGUGAGCUGAGCGGUUUGCCCGACUUGAAUCAAGCCGAACCGUACGUUCGGGAUCGUAUCGUAGAGUUUAUGAACCGGCUGAUCGGGCUGGGAGUGGCCGGCUUUAGGAUGGACGCAAGCAAACACAUGCAGCCGGAAGAUUUGGGUGCGAUCUACAGGCGGUUAAGCUACUUGAACGUGGCGUUCGAUUUCCCUGUGGAUGCGGCCCCAUUUAUCUACCAGGAAGUGAUCGAUCUUGGCAAUGAAGCUGUAACUGCUUCCCAGUACACCGAUCUUGGGCAGGUGACCGAGUUUAAGUAUUCUCUCUUUAUCGGACUUAUCUACCAUGGCAUGAUGGAAGCUUCCGCCCUACAAGCGCUGACCAAAAACAACGCCACUCAGUUCGGCCUAAUACCGUCCGAUUCGGCACUGGUGUUUGUGGACAACCAUGACAAUCAGCGGGGACACGGUGCGGGUGGCGAUACGAUACUUACCUUCAAAGAAAGGACCAAGUACAUCCAGGCCAUCGCAUUCACGCUAGCCACCGAUUAUGGCACGGUACGGUUGAUGAGUUCCUACAACUUUACCGACCCCAGCCAAGGACCACCGGCGGACGGGCAGGAGAACAUCCUGCCGCCCGGCCGUCCUACCAGCGCUGGAUCCUGCCAGAAUGGAUGGGUUUGUGAGCAUCGAUGGCCGGUCGUACGGCGGUUGGUUAGCUUCCGAAAUCUGGUGGCACCAGCACCGCUUACCGAUGUUCAGAUUACGAGCGGCACGUUUGCUUUCUGUCGUGGCAGUGUUGGGUUUGCCGUGUUCAACUCCGGAAGCGAAACGUACCACGGGGUAUGGAACACGUGCCUUCCUGCAGGUGAGUAUUGUGAUAUUAUUACCGGCGAACGGGUCGGUUCGGAUUGCAUCGGAACGCGUGUACUUGUAACGGAAGACGGUACGGUUAGCCUAACACUACCCGCGUACUCUAGCGUAGUACUAGAUCUUAUAAGACGCGUUUCGUGAGUGAAAUUGCCAAGCUAGAAAGGAUCGAAAAAUAUGAGAAAAGGUAGCGAUAUGUUUUAUUUUGUAAUAUUCGUUAAAUACAGUUUUGUACUCGUCACUGAACUAAA
Anopheles stephensi (Asian malaria mosquito) is the source of this 2430-nucleotide messenger RNA. Its product is annotated as alpha-amylase A-like. The record is from RefSeq and is a predicted model, not a curated record. Gene Ontology annotation, molecular function: alpha-amylase activity; cation binding. NCBI's taxonomy places the organism in Eukaryota, Metazoa, Arthropoda, Insecta, Diptera, Culicidae. Gene Ontology annotation, biological process: carbohydrate metabolic process.